AUGUCGAAUUUGGCGAAGCUCGAAAUCUCUGCCCUUGAUGUGUCUGGAAAAAAUUAUAUGUCAUGGGCAGUAGGUGCAAUAAUGCAUCUAAGAGGAAACAGGCUUCUCGAUACCAUCGAUAAGUCAGAAACGACAUCAGAUGAGUUAAAGGCGAAAGCCAUGAUAUUUUUGCUCCACCACAUCGAUAAUAGUUUAAAAGAAGAAUACAUCACAAAAGAAGAUCUUGCAGAUAUUUGGCAAUCUCUUAAAGAUAGGUUUGAUUACCAAAAAUAUGUGAUCUUACCAAAAGCCAAACAUGAGUGGCUGAACCUCCGAUUUCAGAAUUACAAAAGUGUUGGUGAAUAUAAUUCCGCUAUGUUUGGAAUUACUUCUAAGAUGAUGUUAUGUGGACAGGAGGUAAGUGAUUUCGACAUGAUCGAAAAAACUCUCCAAACAUUUCAUCCUGGAAAUGUAAUCCUGCAACAACAAUACCGGGCAAAAGGUUACACAACUUACUCGGAGUUGAUGCAAGUCCUCUUUGUAGCUGAACAAAAUAACCAGCUCGUGAUGUUAAACUAUCAAACUCGUCCAACUGGAUCAUUGCCAUUCCCAGAAGUGAAUGUUGCGUCAUCCAGUCAAAAUAAUAGAACCGAACACGGACGCGGGCGUGGUCGAGGCCGUAACCGCGGUCGCGGACGAGGUCGUGGACGAGGAAGACAAAACGAUAUUGGUCGGGAAGCAGGAAAGCAAAAAGAAAUUGCUUGUUACAGAUGCGGCAUGAAAAAUCAUUGGGCAAAAACCUAUCGUACGCCAAGACAUUUAGCCGAUCUGUACCGAGCAUCACAAGAUGCCAAAGAAAAGGAUAAAGGAAAGAAUUUUGAAACCAAUUUCAUCUCUGAUGAAGCUGGACCUUCCUUUGAUGGCAUAAGUGAUUAUACUCAUCUUGAUAUCGCUGAUUUCCUUGCUGAUCCUGAUGAAUCAACGGAAACAAAGCGAUUAAGAUCAAUGUAA
Molecule: messenger RNA, 990 nt
Organism: Eutrema salsugineum
Lineage: Eukaryota; Viridiplantae; Streptophyta; Magnoliopsida; Brassicales; Brassicaceae
Exons: 1
Coding region: 1-990 (329 amino acids)
Source: RefSeq, a predicted model, not a curated record